AAAUACUUAUUGAUCUGAGUAAAAGGAGCUCGAUUCCUUUUAAAUAAAGUCUUGAAUUUGAGUUUUGUGAAUGCACAAACAAGUGUUAAGAGAGUUUGUCCUCUUACAUGAUUUGAUGCGACUCGACUCUAAAUUAGUUUGUCUAACGUGGCUUCCAUUGUAAAAAAAAAAAAAAAAAAAUUGAAGUUACUAGAAGAGAUUGAUACAGCUCAUGAAAAUGAAGGGAGAUAUGAAGGAGAAGCUUUUAUCAUCAGAGAAUACUGACGCUGAGGAAGAGGAAUUCAAAGACAAGUUAUGGAACGAGAUCAAGAAGAUGUGGAUAGUUGCUGGUCCCGCUAUUUUCACCAGAUUUUCCACAUUUGGGGUUACUAUCAUCAGUCAGGCCUUUAUCGGUCACAUUGGCCCUGCAGAGCUAGCUGCCUAUUCAGUUGUGUUAACAGUGUUCGUGAGAUUUGGGAAUGGAGUGUUGGGUACUAGCUAUAGGAUGAAGAUUGGAGGCUGCAGAUCAGCUUUCAUCAGGAGUUUUGUGCUUUUAGGUAUGGCUACUGCAUUGGAAACACUUUGUGGUCAAGCAUAUGGAGCCAAACAAUAUCACAUGCUCGGAAUUUAUCUUCAACGAUCAUGGAUAGUUUUGUUUGCUACUGCAAUCUUACUUCUUCCUCUAUUCAUCUUCACUGCCCCAAUUAUGAGAGCUCUUGGCCAGCAUCCAAACAUUGUGGCUGUGGCAGGGGAUAUUUCUUACUGGUUUAUUGCAGUGUUGUUUGCCUUCCUUGUAUCCUUCACCUGCCAAAUAUUCCUACAAUCACAGAGCAAGAACAUGAUUAUUUCAUACUUGGCAGCUCUAACUCUUGCUAUUCAUCUCUUUCUUUCAUGGCUUCUGACUGUGAAAUUCAAGUUGGGACUCACAGGAGCAAUGACUUCGACAAUUUUAGCAUAUUGGAUACCGAAUGUGGGUCAGCUAAUGUUUGUUAUGUGUGGCGGGUGUAAGGAAACAUGGAAAGGUUUCUCAAUUUUAGCUUUCAAGGAUCUCUGGCCAGUGAUAAAGCUUUCUUUGUCAUCUGGCACCAUGCUUUGUCUUGAGAUCUGGUACAACACAAUCCUGGUUCUUCUGACAGGAAACCUGAAAAAUGCUGAGGUUUCCAUUGAUGCUCUUGCUAUCUGCCUGAAUAUUAAUGGCUGGGAAAUGAUGUUAUCUCUUGGUUUCUUAGCUGCAGCAAGUGUUAGGGUGUCAAAUGAGCUUGGAAGAGGAAGCUCAAAUGCUGCAAAGUUUUCAGUUGUGAUAACAGUUCUUACAUCAUUUUGCAUCGGACUUGUGCUAUUCAUUGUGUUCUUAUGCCUUAGAGGACAUCUAGCUUAUAUAUUCACCACAAGCCAUGAAGUGGCUAUGGCAGUUGCUGAUUUAUCUCCUUUGUUGGCAUUCUCCAUACUUCUAAACAGUGUUCAGCCAGUACUAUCCGGAGUUGCUGUUGGGGCUGGCUGGCAGAGCAUUGUAGCUUAUGUUAACAUAGCCUGCUACUACCUAAUUGGGAUUCCUGUUGGUGUCGUGCUUGGUUAUGUAUUCAGUAUGCAAGUUAAAGGUAUUUGGGUAGGAAUGUUGUUUGGAACAUUUGUUCAGACUGUUAUUCUUCUCAUUAUCACCUAUAAAACUGACUGGGAUAAACAGGUCGAGAUAGCUCGCGGACGUGUUAACAAGUGGUUCAUAGCAGAAACAAGAGAAGGAAAUGGCAAUGCACAAGAUGCAUGAUGCCAAUUCCCAAAGCAUGUCUUCUUUUUUUUCUUUAUUUCUUUUUUUUUGCCUUUUAUUGUUACUAUUGAUAGUUUGAUAGCAAUUCAUGGUUCCGUAUGUUAAAAGGGGUAGAAUGAGAGAGAACUUGCUGAAAUAAAAAGAUCGAGCUGCU
Molecule: messenger RNA, 1898 nt
Organism: Rubroshorea leprosula
Lineage: Eukaryota; Viridiplantae; Streptophyta; Magnoliopsida; Malvales; Dipterocarpaceae
Source: the annotation of a GenBank genome assembly